UUUAUACUCCUCACAGAAACUAAACACUACACGCCAAAUCCAAUAGCAUAAUAUUCUCUCUCUCUCUCUCAGACACACACACACCUGCCCCCACCGCCGGCCCCCGGAAAAUGAACAUCCCGCCCCUGCGAACUAGAAAUGACGCCGUCUCCCUCCACCGCCGUCACGUCUUCCACGAAAAGUCCCAGUCGGAAACACAAUAAUCCUUUUCCAUUUCCAUCUUUUUUUUUCGAGGAAUUUCUUCGAUCCUUUUCCAAAGCAGAGAGUUUUUGCAAUUUUUGAUUCGGUGUCUGUACCGGAUUUAUCCUUUUCUUAAUCGGUGAUCGUUCUGUGAUUUGAGAUCGUGUUAGUUAAUUGUUCACGAGGAUUUGUUCCAAGAACUGAAAAUUGCUUUAAUCUUGUUCAGAGCGAGGGCUUUGAGAGAGAAUUUGCAUUUUUUUUUUAAAUUAUUAAAGCAUGCAGUUUUGAUUUUUGAAGACUUCACAAAAUAACAGAGAGUUUUUAAUAGCUCUGAAUCAAAUGGAGCGGCACUGACUGAAAGAAAACAGCACACGAAAACGACGCCGUAGAAGAAUGCCUUUCCCGAUGAAGAUUCAACCUCUCGAUCCUCAGUCCUACAGAGAAUCCAUCCGAAACGACGCCUCGGCGGCGGCGGCGGCCAAGCCCGUGCUGAAAUCGCGCUUGAAGAAGCUCUUCGACGGGGUCCUGAAGACUUCGUCGUCGGCGGCGGAUAAAACUUCCGCCGCCGGCGAUCACGGGAACGACGGAGUUGUUGCGACCGAGUUCGAGCCGAGCUCGGUUUGCUUGGCGAAGAUGGUGCAGAAUUUCAUUGAAGAGAGCAAUGAGAAGCAAUCGGCCGUCAAGUGCGGCCGUAACCGCUGCAAUUGCUUCAACGGGAACAGUAACGACAGCUCCGACGACGAAUUCGAUGUCUCUAGUUGUUUCGGCGACUCGGUUUCGGCCCCUUCGUCUGGCGAUUCUCUGGAUGUGCUCAAGGAUUUGAUUCCGUGUGCGAGUGUGGCCGAGAGAAACCUCUUGGCAGACACUUCGAAGAUCGUCGAGAAGAACAAGGCUUGCAAGCGAAAGGAUGAUGUGAGGAAAAUCGUCACCGACGGCCUCUUGCUUCUCGGUCACGACGCGUCAAUCUGCAAAUCGCGUUGGGAGAAAUCUCCUUCCUUUCCCGCCGGGGAAUAUGAGUACAUAGACGUGAUCGUGGAAGGAGGAGAGAGAGUCCUUAUCGACAUCGAUUUCCGAUCGGAGUUCGAGAUCGCUCGGUCGACCGGAGGAUACAAAUCGAUCCUGCAGUCCCUGCCGCACGUUUUCGUCGGCGGAUCCGACCGGCUGCAUCAGAUCAUUUCGGUCGUGUCGGAGGCGGCCAGGCAGAGCUUGAGGAAGAAAGGAAUGCAUAUUCCGCCGUGGAGGCGGGCCGAGUACAUGAGGUCCAAAUGGCUAUCCCCCCACGCCAGAACCGCCUCCGUUGCUCCCCCAAACGACGCCGUCGUGGAGGUGAAGACUUUCACCGUCGCUUGUGAUUGUGGUUGCGUUGAUUGUGAAUGCGGUGAUCUGGAACUCAUUUUUAGCGAGAAAACGUCGUCGUGGGUGGAGAUCGGCGCCGCCGGGAGCGCGACUGCGUCGGCGGUGGAGAAUUCAGGUAAGGACAAGAAGUACGCGUGGCAGCCUCCGGCGAUUGAACGGAAGUGCUGUGAGAAGAGAGGAACCAGGGUCGUCACCGGACUGGCUUCUCUACUCGGAGAGAGAGAAUAAAAAGUUUUGGAUUUUUUUUUUCGAGGUACAAAAAUGGAGUAUAUUUUGAAGAUAAAAAAAUUAUAUAUAACCAGGAUUUCGGAUAAACCGAUAUUCCUUUUUUCUCCGUUUUUUUUUCCCCCUGGGAUAUGUAAGAAUCUACAUUAGGCAUCUAUCAUCGUUGCGAUAAUGAAAGUUAAUCCAAUAUUGUUACUGAUA
Rhododendron vialii is the source of this 1962-nucleotide messenger RNA. RefSeq lists its product as uncharacterized. The record is from RefSeq and is a predicted model, not a curated record. Bases 574 to 1764 code for a protein of 396 amino acids. NCBI's taxonomy places the organism in Eukaryota, Viridiplantae, Streptophyta, Magnoliopsida, Ericales, Ericaceae. The transcript has 3 exons.